This is a messenger RNA of Solanum dulcamara, 1598 nucleotides long. RefSeq lists its product as uncharacterized. The coding region runs from base 149 to 1063 and encodes 304 amino acids. Lineage: Eukaryota; Viridiplantae; Streptophyta; Magnoliopsida; Solanales; Solanaceae. The record is from RefSeq and is a predicted model, not a curated record. The transcript has 10 exons.
UAUCCUACACUUCUCCCUUUUUUCCCUUUUUGGGGUUAUAGAAUUUUGGUGGUUAGAAGUGAAGAGUGAGGAUUGAAAUGAUGAUAGUUUGAAAAUGUAAGAAGGAAGCAUGGGUUAGUGUAAUCAUUUGAACAACUGUUUUUUGUUUAUGUUUGAAACUUUGGGAAAUUUUUUGAUCUCCCUACAAUUUUUCUUCCUAAUGAGAUUAAGGCGUAGCCAAUGCAUUCUUUCUUGUGCCUCCUACCACAAAGCUGAUGAAGAUGAAAGUAAUUGGCACAGAAAGAAGCUAGAUGAGGAGCCAGCAUGGUCACAUAAUCCUCCACACGUAAUUUCACAGUUUGCUCAGUGUUUUACUAAUGCUAUGGUUGGACCACGGGCAUGGAUAGGAGGAAUCUUCAACCGCUCGAGCAAUAAACGGUUUGGAAGCGAUAAAUAUCUUAACUACCCUUUAACUCCUCUUCAGGAACAAAGCUUACAUGGGCUUCAAGAACGGCUAGGAGUACCUUUUGAUGAAACACGCCUAGAUCAUCAAGAAGCUCUUCAAGAUUUAUGGAAUGCAGCAUUUCCAAAUGUUAAGCUUAAAAGUUUGAUCUCCGAGCAAUGGAAAGAUAUGGGCUGGCAAGGAGCAAAUCCAUCAACUGACUUCAGGGGGUGUGGAUUUAUUUCCCUCGAGAAUCUGCUGUAUUUUGCAACAAGAUAUCCGGUUUGUUUUCAUAGGUUGCUUUUCAAGCAAACUGGAUCAAGAGCAACGUGGGAGUAUCCAUUUGCAGUUGCUGGGAUUAAUGUUACAUUCAUGUUGAUUCAGAUGCUCGACUUAUUCUCAGAAAAACCAAAGUGUCUUCCAGGAUUAAAUUUUGUUAAGUUAAUAGCAGAGGAUGACGAGGCAUUUGAUAUUCUAUACUGUAUAGCAUUUGCAAUGAUGGAUGCGCAGUGGCUGGCUAUGCGUGCGUCAUAUAUGGAGUUUAAUGACGUUUUGCAAGCGACGAGGACGCAGUUAGAGAGGGAACUAUCAUUAGAUGAUAUACAAAGAAUAGAAGAUCUGCCAGCAUUCAACCUGAUAUAGUAAACACACUUCUUGUUCCUCUCUAUGUUAUUCAGAUUCUCCAAUAAUGUCUAUAGGUACGUGUCAGAUCCUUCAAAAUUAGUGUAUUUUUGAAGGAUCGGAUGCCGGUGUGAUAACAUUUUUGUAGAAUCCGAGCAACAUAGGUUAAAGAUAGGCAGAGCGUUAUAAAAUGAUUUAGAUACAUCCAAUAGCCAAACCUGAAAAAUUCUGUACAAAAAGGUGGUGGUUUUGGCUACUCAAUGUUACUUAAUUGGUCUAAUAUUUCUAGGAGUCUUUUAGUCCUCACAUAGAUCUUGAUGCUACAAGUAGUAAAUAUAGAAAAAUUGUAGUGCUUUUUAACUUUAAUUCUUAAUUUCGUUUUGUAUAAUAUCGGAUUGAGAUUAGUUUAAAUGAAGCGACAUAGACAGUGAAUAUUCGUAUAGUCAAUUUCAAUUUGCUUGGAAUUGAAUAGACAAAAGAAGUGUUGUUGUGUUUGGAGGAAUCGAAUCUUCACCAACAAGAAGAUAUUUCAUGUAGACAACUGACGUACUAAGAU